Rhopilema esculentum is the source of this 1244-nucleotide messenger RNA. Its product is annotated as fibroblast growth factor 17. Gene Ontology annotation, molecular function: growth factor activity. The record is from RefSeq and is a predicted model, not a curated record. NCBI's taxonomy places the organism in Eukaryota, Metazoa, Cnidaria, Scyphozoa, Rhizostomeae, Rhizostomatidae.
AAUUUACUUUUUAGGGCCAUAAAACAUCGCUCGCACUUGCCCGGUCACAUUUAAAGAGCGACGAUACCAAGCGAAGUACGGAGAAAGAUACGAACGCGAUUUGCGGACACGAGGCUAUUUUCCAUACUCGAUUUUUGAGCACUGCGGCAAGACAAGGGGGUUUGGCGUGCGAAAUGAACAUAACUCGAGCUCUCUUUCGACUACGGAUUUGGAAACAAAAUGCAGGGAUUCAAUCUGCUCUUUCCAUUUUAAUAAUUGCAACAUUAACGCUGGCUGAUGGAAAGCCCACAAGACUGCUACCGAGACAUGCUCUUGAGAAGUUCUAUCAUGCUAUGCUACGAACAACGAGCACAGUUGACUCAGAACUUAAACAUACCCCAUCUCAAGGCACAGGAAUAAACCAGGAACAAUUUAGAAGGUUUUACAAAAGCCAAUAUUCGACUCUCAGCACGCAGCCACGUGGAAUUACGACAAGAGUACUUAUAUAUUCGGUAGCAAGCAAAGGGUACUUGACAGUAUCGGCUAGGGCUGUAAGCGGGAAAGGAUCACGAUUCUCAAAAUUCGCUGUCGUAAACAUAGAAAGCAUUGGAUUCGGCAAAGUACGAUUACGCGGAGAAGCUUCAAAGAAUUAUGUUUGUUUCGACGACAAGGGAAAGCUCACUGGCAAGCCAUCCGGAGACGACAAAAACUGUAUGUUCAGACAAUUUGCGUUGGCAAAUCAUUACACGGCCUUCCAAUCUUGCACCGAAAAUCCACUUGUUGUCGGGAUCAGACCCAAAGGCACAGUAAAAAAGGGAGCAAGGACUAAAAUUGGACAAAAAGCAGCGAAAUUCAUCAUCGUUAGAUUAUGAACCUUAUUAUAAGACAUCUUUGAUGGCAGUUGGAUACACCCAGAUAGCCUUUAAUAAAAACCCAUGCUCGCUCAAUUCUUGCUUAAUGUUCGCUUACACCAAUACCGUACUUUGAAAAUAAAGAAAACGAUAUGUUCCAAAAACUAAGCUUUUAAAAAAUAAUAGCUAAACCAAGUAAGGUAGUACUUCUAGAUACUUGUGAAUUAUAAGCCAACUGCUUGCAAAGAAUGUUUUUGCUAGAGUAAAAAACACUGGUUUACAUGAAAUCGUCUUUGAAAGCCGAAGCACCAGUAUCCCAAAUGGCCAUAUUAUCUGGAAGAAAUUUGGGGUCAUUGCGUCACAAACUGUACAAUAUAAGGGGACAAUAGCAAGCGUAUGAUUUUAACAAUCAAA